Pyrus x bretschneideri (Chinese white pear) is the source of this 1608-nucleotide messenger RNA. RefSeq lists its product as uncharacterized. The transcript has 6 exons. NCBI's taxonomy places the organism in Eukaryota, Viridiplantae, Streptophyta, Magnoliopsida, Rosales, Rosaceae. The record is from RefSeq and is a predicted model, not a curated record. Bases 421 to 1608 code for a protein of 395 amino acids.
CGCAUUGACUCUCCGUAAGGUCAGAUUUGAAAGCUGAUGCUUGUGAUGGAAAUGGUGAUGAAUUUGAAAUGUUAGUUUUGAUGUUUAAGUUAGAUUGGACUCUCAUAUAUCUAUAGGUUAUUUGAAUAUGUACCCCAUCGUUUCCUGGUUUCCUACAUUGUGCUCAGUUAAUACGUUGUAUAGUUACAAUCGCAUUUUCCUUUUCUAGGAUCACAAUUGCAUUUGAGAAAUAUGAUAAGGUUGAAAACUGUAAGAGAAAUAUUGAUACUCCAGGGUUAUAAUCCUUCUUGAAAGCUUGAUGUGAGUUUUUCUGUUGCAUUUACCUUGUCAUGAAACCCACAACAUUAUCUGUUGCAUUUAAGAAAAAUGUUGUAGGAUUAGUUUCUAAUGUUAUAUUUUUAUGGUUGAAUAAGUGUAUAGAUGUCGCAGUUGAUCACUCGUCGUCGGAGUGUGACCAAUGCACCUCCUGCAUUAUCAGCAUCUACGGCUCCAGCCGUGAGUGCUCCAUUAAUUAGCGAGCCUACACCCUUUGCUGAGGCCACUCCUACGGCGUCCCAGGUGCCCGUAUCAUCGACGUCAUCAGUGUCAGUUGAGCAGCUCAGUGCACGGCGGCCUCAUCGGCGGCGCCGUGAGCCGGAACCUUCUGAUCACACUUCUUCGGAAUCCAGAGUCGAGUGUGAGGCCUCUCAUCCAGCUAAAAAAAACACCAGAGGGCCUAGUCGAAUGCUGAAGCAGUCACAGAGCGCACGACAGGCCGCCUCCAAGAUCAAGAUUGCGUAUGACGCGCAACAUCGUGGAGCAGCUACCUCACAGCAACAUAGCUUCAUUGCUAGUAGCUGUGGUGUUGUUAUUCGAGACAAUUGUCCUUUUCAGUGGGAGUCUUGGGCAGAAAUUCCCGAGGAGACGAAGAGAAUGGUGCGACACGAGUUGUCGGUCAUUUAUGAUCUUGAGGACAUAUCCCUUGAGGUCAUGAACUACUUAGAGGAGACCUUAGCAAACCGGUACAAAAAUUGGAAGAGCACUUUUCACACGUUUUUUAAGCGAUGGGAUGAUCCAGAGAUUGCUCGCCUACAUGUUCCAAGCAAGUUAAAGGACCGGCCAGAUGAUUGGGAGUGGCUCUGCAAACAUUUUACGGACCCAAAAUUUGUGAAGAAAUCUGUUGCUGGCCAAAAAGCUCGUGAGUCAAAGACACUUCUCCACCAUUCCGGUUCGAAGCCCUUUUCGUAUAGGCUUCAGACACGACGUCAGGAGGGUUCUAAGUUCCCAGCAAUCGACAUGUUCAAGGACGUUUACGUUCGACCUGGUCAGGAGAUUACUGAGCAGUUUCAUGCUACUAUGGUGGAAAAGAGCACUUCUGUUCUCCAAGAAGCAACAUCGCAGCUUCCCCCGGAGACCCCGAUCGAGGACGUCACAAUACCUGAGGAUGUAGGUUUUCAGAUCAUGACUGAUGUCCUGGAUCAGAACUUAGGUCGUCGUCGUGGCAAGGUUGUUUGGUGUAUGGGGAAAGCACAGAUUCGUGAAACGGGUGCCUCUUCUUCCAGAUCAAACGCAGAGGUAGAUGCAUUGAAGGAGGAAGUGACAACCCUAAAGGCCCAGGCGAGCAGAUGA